Venustampulla echinocandica is the source of this 486-nucleotide messenger RNA. RefSeq lists its product as uncharacterized. The record is from RefSeq and is a predicted model, not a curated record. The transcript has a single exon. Lineage: Eukaryota; Fungi; Ascomycota; Leotiomycetes; Helotiales; Pleuroascaceae. The coding region runs from base 1 to 486 and encodes 161 amino acids.
AUGCUCACCACCCGGCGCAAAGAAUACCACGCCUCCCAUAUGCAACGCAUCCAUGAGCGCGCUUCCUACUACUACAAUGCGCGCCCCCACCCCUCCGAAAUCGCCGCCGCAGAGGCAGAAUUGAAGCGCGGGAUUGACGAUGACUGGAAAGCGAGCGUCCAGCGGUAUCCCGAAGUCCUAGAAUACUUUUACGGGCUAGUGGAUCUGAACCUACCGGGGGAUGACGAGACCUGUGUGAGGGACCCUCCACUAAGUGCGUUGGGGGGUGUAGGAAGUGGGAGGGAGAGGAAGGUUAGGCUGAGGGAGCCAGUAGUGGAGAGGGAGAUGAAUAGGGAGAGGGAGAGGAGGAGUAUGGGAAGAAGAGAGAGGGAUAGGGAACGGGAAAGGCCGGUUGCCCCGCCCCCUCCGCCCCUGAGGGUUCCUAGCAGACCGGCUACAGCGUUUGCGCCGGGGACGGGAUAUAGUUAUGGCCCUCCUGGCUAUUGA